AAUGAGUGACGAUUGACACAUACUUGGUUGAUACACCAAAACAAGCCAAAGAAAGCUCAGUAUGGACAUUUUGAUAGAAAGUAUUGUUGACUGAUUAUUAAUGAGUGACGAUUGACACAUACUUGGUAGAUACACCAAAACAAGCCAAAGAAAGCUCAGUAUGGACAUUUUGAUAGAAAGUAUUGUUGACUGAUUAUUAAUGAGUGACGAUUGACACAUACAGGGUAGAUACACCAAAACAAGCCAAAGAAAGCUCAGUAUGGACAUUUUGAUAGAAAGUAUUGUUGACUGAUUAUUAAUGAGUGACGAUUGACACAUACUUGACAGAUACACCAAAACAAGCCAAAAAGCAUUCAAUAAGGAUAAUUUAACAGAAGGUAUUGUUGAUUGAAAUGAUAAUGAAUACCAGCAAUGAUGGUUGCACUGAUGUCAGACCUAGCAGCAGCAAUGGUGUUAGUGUGAGUGGAAAGAGGAUGACCUCAGAGGUCGCGAAGCCAGAACACUCAUUAAUGAGGCGGUCAAGCCUUUUUGUCCAGAACGUAGAGAGAACGAAAGAAAUAAGCAGUAUGCCGUCCCUCCUUGGUUUAUUGACAUCUAAGAGACUGGCCAAGAAAAUCUCAACCCGUCUGUAUGAAAGACGCCAUGGUCAGAACGCGGUGGGAGUGGCUGCGACGGUGACGACAUCAGGUGUAGCAACCACAGCAGCAGCACCUGGGACUUCACUGGGAACAGGUGCGAAACAUGAGCCAACUUACAGAAUGGAACCACUGAGACGAUUCCCGAAAGAGACGAGCCCUUUGGCGGUGAUAAAACGCACCCUUGCUGAGAACCUACGCAAUGUGGAGUACGCGCCGAAAGCAGGGGCUAGACUGGUCAUGUAUCUGAGCGAUGAGAUCAAGGACUAUGUGAAAGCGCUGGAGUUUGACCGUUAUAAGAUUGUCUGUUAUGUGGUCCUGGGCGAAAAGAAAGAUCAGGAUGCAACAGUGAGCAGCCGGUGUUCGUGGGACGACCGGACUGAUGGCUGUGCCUGCUAUACAUAUGAAGCAAACAGCUGGUACUGUACGGCCAUUGUGUAUGGUAUCUAUAAGGAAUAGAGCAGGAAGAAAUAUGUAAUAUGAAAGGUAUUCCAGAAGUCUUGAGACUUUUGAGGAGAGACAUUAAUUUCAGACAAUUUACAAAACUCUAAUCCUUUUCAAAGUAGGAUCUCCUGACUUGAAUAAUUACUCUUUACUCUUUUACUCUUUUACUUGUUUCAGUCAUUUGACUGUGGCCAUGCUGGAGCACCGCCUUUAAUCGAGCAA
Octopus sinensis (East Asian common octopus) is the source of this 1301-nucleotide messenger RNA. Its product is annotated as tctex1 domain-containing protein 2-like. The record is from RefSeq and is a predicted model, not a curated record. Lineage: Eukaryota; Metazoa; Mollusca; Cephalopoda; Octopoda; Octopodidae. Gene Ontology annotation, molecular function: dynein intermediate chain binding. The transcript has a single exon. Gene Ontology annotation, cellular component: cytoplasmic dynein complex; cytoplasm. Gene Ontology annotation, biological process: microtubule-based movement. The coding region runs from base 393 to 1094 and encodes 233 amino acids.